UGACAAGCAACUUCAAUCAUCAAUGAUUAAACUACCGUGGACUAAAGAUUAUUUAAUUACAUAAUUAAUUUUAAAAACUAUGCAAACACUGAUCUUGGACACUUUAUUUUUGCUACUUUCAGUAACUCAAAUAUAAUUUAUUCUCCUCCUUAGUUUUCAUUGGACGGUUGCAGUGAUGGCCAGGAACAAUUUCCAAAUCUGUCUCCGACAGCUAAUCAAAAGCAAAAAUUAUACUAAAAGUUGUAUUUUCUUUCCAGCACCUAAUAGAAUAACAGCUAGGCUAAUUGAUUCAUCUUCUAUAUAGUGCAAGUUGCAAAAUAAAAUGACUUCUUGAGCUUUCUAUAUGUUCGUUUGAAGUCCCAUAAAGAGGAAAUUUUCAACGCUAAAUUAAGUUAUUGCUCCCUUGAGUUGUGUUUGCUAAAUUAGAUGAACCAUGCUCGUUUUUGUUAGUCUUUCUGGCCAUAACAGUCUGAGCAAUGACAGAAUUAGAAGGAAAAAAAAGCACUCUAUCUGGGAAUUGAACGGCGAGUGGGUGUUCAACAACAUUUCUUAGCUUAGACAUUCCUUCACGUUAGGUCAAAAAUAUUCUUAAAAUGAUGUGAUAAUCUAGUAACUUUUACUUAGAUCAUAUAUUGGUAUUACCGAAUUCAUCAAAUAUAAAUAAAUAUUUAUUUACAAACGAAAGAGCUAUGAUUUCUACUGCAAGUUAAAAAAUCACAAACUUCAAAUCCUCCUCUAAAAUUCUAUUUUCAAGCACGAUUUGUCCCCCAAAAGAAAAAAAGUCACGUCAUUAAAGAUAUCGUUACACAUUAUAUGUAGUUUCCGUUCCUUUUUCCCGCCCCCACCCCAAACAAGUUCCGUCAUCCGUGGGCAUUCAUAUGGCACGUACAAUACGGAAGUUUUGACAUGAGACCCACAGUUGGGUUGUCACGAGGUCCCAAGCAAUGGAAUUUGAUGAUACCUUUCUCCAAAUGGGGAACUGGAUGGACCUCAAAGGCUCAAACACACUCUCCCAAAGAAAAUUAUACACAUGCCUCUUAAAAACAUGAUAAAUAAAGCUAAAACUUCAAUAAAACAAAGUGAUUACUUGAGAAAAAUGAGAGGCAGGGAGCAGAGAUGCCAAUGUGCUUGUAGAAACGGUAACACUACUAUCAUCAGAAAACUAAAGGUAAAUCUCCUUUACAGAUUGCAGUCCAUUUGCAAGCACUGCUUGUCCUUUUAGGAGAGAGUAUGCGCAACAUCUGACAUACACACUAACGGGAACAAAUUACUGCAAUUGCUUUAUCGUGGACCAUAUAUAUCGCCCCACUUUAUUUUCCACACUUUACAGUAACAAAAAGCCCCCUUCAUAAUUAGCUUUGAUUAACCAUUUUGUCUUAUCUUGUAAUUACGUCUGUAAGCCUAAUGUAAUUGUAUCUUGUGUUUUGAUUCCUGAAACUAAAGUUAAAUUUUAGAGAGGAAUUUAUACAUAUUACAGGAAGAUUAGGAGGACCAUAGUUGUGUCACCAUCGCCAUUAUUAUAUUCAUCUAGAUCCCUCUAUAUAUUUCCUCUCACAUUCCACGUUUUCCCGUUUCUUUAAAUUCUGACAUACAUACUGAAAGAAAGCUAAGGUUGAUAAUAAUGACAUUGUUGGACCAGUGUGCAGGCUGCAGAAGAGGACGAACAUGACCUUGUCGGUUGUUUUAGUGGAGUAAGUCUUUACUUUCAUCAAUGUCUUAUGGCAACUCAUCACUCAUUAGUCAUUACUCUUUCUUUAGCUACCAAAGUACUCCAUUAUAUUGGAUGCCUCUUCCUCUUGUCUGGUCUUUUGUGUUGGAUGCCUCUAAGGAGACACAAGAAAGUCUUCUCUCAUUAAUUAUUUUUAUGGUUUCUAGCCCUUCUUGUUGCUGAGUCUUAGUAUUUACUCUAAAUCCUGCCACAUUAACUUAGCUCUAUUUAUACCCCGUGUUGACCCGCUACCUUAAUUUUCUUGAAAAAUUAAAAUACCCCAUCUUUAAAUAGUACUCCUUACUAAAGCUUAGCUAGCUCACCAAAGUCAUUGGGUCAAUUCUUUGUCCAUUUCUCAGCCUCACUAAUUCACUUACGUAUAGUGAAUUAGUACAACAUACAGUGGAGUUAGCACUAAAAAAUAUCACACUCAAAUUGAUUAGUCCUCCAAUUAUGACACAUCACUGUGUUACCUAAAAGAGAUGAAAAGAGUUCAGAAGAUAUUUAUUUUGUAACUUAGGAUAGAUUACCUGAAGGUGAAAGUUUAAGAUCAGGCAGUCAUUUCAGAUAGCAAAUUAGUUAGGAUUUAUGGAACACAGAGGCCAAGAAAAGGAUAUGGGCAUGCCUAAUCCUAUGGCUUAUAACCACCCAUCUCAUCUUAAUCAGCAAGAAUCAUCAUCCUCUCCAGCAAACAAAUUCCCUACUGCUCCUAUUGAUGAUGAUAGAAGAACAAAUGAACAAAUUAUCCCUGGAAAUACCAUUAUUAGCCCUAACCAAACCCUAGAUCAGCAUAAUCUUACUCAAACUUCAGAUCCAGAUCCAAAUCCAGUUCGACAAGUAUCUACCAGUUCAGCAAGUGAGAGGAAUACUAGCACCAUUCGGUACAAAGAAUGUCUCAAAAAUCAUGCUGCAAAUAUGGGAGGACACAUACUAGACGGUUGCGGAGAAUUCAUGCCAAGUGGAGAAGAAGGAACACCGGAGUACCUGAAAUGUGCAGCUUGUGAUUGUCACCGCAAUUUUCAUCGGAAAGAGACCGACGAUGAAUCACAAACACCUGGUAUGCAUAGAAAUAACAGCAUCAACCACCGCAUACACACGCAAACUCCGCCUUCUCUGCCAGCUGCGCCGACGCAUCAUCAUCAUCAUCAUAAGUACUCUCAUAGCUAUCCAAGGGGUCACAUGGCGCCAGUAAUGAUGAGCUUUGGAGGGAACUCGGGAGUUCCAGCUGAAUCAUCGAGCGAAGAUCUGAACAUGUUUCGUGACGGACAAGGGAUCAUUCAGCCUUGUAAUUUUUCGGCAUCGAAGAAGAGAUUUCGGACGAAAUUCAGUCAACAACAGAAGGAUAGAAUGCAAGAGUUUGCUGAAAAGCUUGGAUGGAGAAUUCAAAAACAAGAUGAACAAGAAGUGCAACAAUUCUGUAACGAAGUCGGCGUGAAGAGACAAGUGUUCAAAGUGUGGAUGCACAACAGCAAACAAGCAAUCAAGAAGAAACAAACAUAACAGGCAAGACUGCGAAACCCCGUCUUAGAUUAAAUUACAGACUUUUUCUUCUUUGUGCAUAAAUCUGAUAGAUAAGAGGAGUUUAGACAAAUAAUCAAUUCUUUGAUCACAAAAUUUCAGCAGGCUUAGCAGCUUCAGAUUAAGUCUGACUUUUAUAGUAGUUACUCCCCGUUAGCGAAGCAAUUUAAUGUCUCAAGAAUAUCAUGGAGAGCUUUACCUUAUGUUAUUAGUAUUUAGUACUUACUAUAUCAAUUAA
Capsicum annuum is the source of this 3464-nucleotide messenger RNA. RefSeq names its product zinc-finger homeodomain protein 2. The record is from RefSeq and is a predicted model, not a curated record. NCBI's taxonomy places the organism in Eukaryota, Viridiplantae, Streptophyta, Magnoliopsida, Solanales, Solanaceae. The coding region runs from base 2297 to 3208 and encodes 303 amino acids. Gene Ontology annotation, biological process: regulation of DNA-templated transcription; regulation of developmental process. Gene Ontology annotation, molecular function: DNA-binding transcription factor activity; transcription cis-regulatory region binding. The transcript has a single exon. Gene Ontology annotation, cellular component: nucleus.